ACUGAGCAGCAAUGGACGCGCAGUGUGGCGUGUUGGUGGCGUCGUUUCUAUCUUUGCGAGAGCGUCGCGAGCUUCGAGCAGUAAGCCGUCGAUGGCUGUUCACCUGCACUUGGUUGCAAUUUAGUGGCAAUGACAAGAGCGAAGUGCAACCGAGAAAAUCUGUCUGGAACCUCCGCAGCCGUGCAUUUCGACAUGCGUGGACCACCUUCAUGCGCGACAAGUGUCAUUCAUUCCUGCCUCUCCUGCUGAAAAUGUUGCCUGUUGCUGCAGUAGAGGAGACCAUGGAGCUCAAGAAAGGUCUUUGUUUAUCUACAAACAUCGGACAGCGACCUUCGUUCGAGAACGCUCAUGCUCGCAGCGGGUACAUCCAACAGAAAAUCAAUCGCUGCGGGAAUUUGCCCAAUUUGCUGCUGACGGAAGAACUCAGUGAGCUACGAUCGGAAUUGUUUCGAGUAAACCAGUCCAAGCGUUGGAACAUGGCACUCUAUGGAGGAGGUCCAGGGUACGACGCCAUUGGUACAGUCUUCAUGCGCGAGUUCUUUCGAGCAUGGGAUGCGUAUUUCCAUGCCACCGUGUAUGAUAAUGAACCCGGCUGGAAGUGCGCGAUUGACGCAGCAGGGCAAACAUUGAACCAACUCGGUCAACGCAACGUCUCACUAAGUUUCCAGCACUGCGAUAUUACGCUUGAUCUGAGUACUGUGGAGAACAAGCACGUCAGUCUGUCGCUGAGAGACACUCAGCUGCAUUUGUUCUCGUUCGUUUGCGUGGAGAACUUCUGUCUGCUGCGUGACAGCGAGUACGUGUUCCUGCGCUCGCUUUUCGCGCAGUGCAGUGUCGGCAGCUACUUCAUCUUCACGGACUCAACACACCGACUAUGGCCUGCCAUCUUCGACGUGGCCAACGCCGUCGCACUCGAUAGGUUCCGCGUAUGGACGCCGUUCGCCCGAAGCUGUCACUACGCACUUGUGCUCCACAAACUACCCGAUCGCUCAAAACCAGCGUCCGCGUACCCAUUCUACACUCAAGCGAAGCAGAAACUCGAGGAUUUUCGACGUCAUCAACAGAAACACCUUGAAACCAUGCAGACACAACAGCAAGAACGUACGGAUCAAGUUGAAGACGAGGGUCGUGCCCUAGUAGAGUUAGCAAGUGUCGAACCUAAUUGAGAUUAUUCUACACACCACUAUUACACCAC
Phytophthora nicotianae INRA-310 is the source of this 1195-nucleotide messenger RNA. RefSeq lists its product as hypothetical. Lineage: Eukaryota; Oomycota; Peronosporomycetes; Peronosporales; Peronosporaceae. The coding region runs from base 12 to 1166 and encodes 384 amino acids. The transcript has a single exon. The record is from RefSeq and is a predicted model, not a curated record.